Molecule: messenger RNA, 2200 nt
Organism: Gekko japonicus
Lineage: Eukaryota; Metazoa; Chordata; Lepidosauria; Squamata; Gekkonidae
Gene: NOC2L
Product: NOC2-like nucleolar associated transcriptional repressor
Exons: 17
Coding region: 40-2145 (701 amino acids)
Biological process (GO): negative regulation of transcription by RNA polymerase II; ribosomal large subunit biogenesis
Cellular component (GO): Noc1p-Noc2p complex; nucleolus; Noc2p-Noc3p complex
Molecular function (GO): transcription corepressor activity; histone binding
Source: RefSeq, a predicted model, not a curated record
GACCACGUUGCUGCAGCUGGAAGACGGCGGGGAGCAAGCAUGGCCGCCUCCGCCAAGAGAAAACUGGCUGAGCUGAGCGUUGAUGAAUUCCUUACCUCUGGGUUUGAUUCCGAAGUGGAUGGGGAUUCGGGGGGAGAUGCUGUGGAUUCCGGUGAAGAAGGCGCAGGAAGAAAGCAAAGUCAGAACAGAAAGACCAGCGGCAAGAAGAAGGCAGCGCUUAAGUCUAAAUCUGCAGAAAAGAUACCCAAGAAGGGUAAAGCGUCAGAACACAAAGACCAGCUCUCACGGCUGAAGGAACGAGAUCCGGAUUUUUACAAGUUCUUGCAAGAAAAUGACCAGAUGCUACUCAAUUUUGAUGACUCCGACAGCUCAGACGAUGAGGAGGAACGCCAUGUGCUGCCUGAUAAACUGGAGAAGAAGUUGUCGCCCAGGCUCUUCCACAAUAUCACCCAGGGUUUCAGAGCCUGCGUGGUGACAGCCAAGGGGGACGCUGGAGGAUCAGAACCUGGCAAGUUCAAAGUCACCGAUAGCGCAGUGUUCAACACGCUGGUGUCCUUCUGCGUCCACGACCUCUUCAGCUUGCUACAUAAACUGCUUGAGGGGAAAGCGGGCAGAACCAGAUCCAAGAUGGUUGCGCCUUCUUCCAGCCCACUCUGGGGGAAGCUUCGCCUGGAUAUCAAAACACACCUUGGCUGCACCAUCCAGCUCCUGUCUUGCUUGACGGAGGCCUCGGUGACAACUGCCGUUCUUCACCAUGUCAACGCCAUCGUGCCUUAUUACCUGGCUUUCCCGAAGCAGUGCCGGAUGUUGCUCAAGCAAGCCGCGCAUCUCUGGAGCGCAGGCGAGGAAACUGCUAGAGUUCUGGCUUUCCUGGUGCUCAACAAAAUUUGCCGGCACAAGAAGGACGUCUACUUGAACCCGGUGCUUAAGCAAAUGUACAUUUCCUACGUGAAGAACUCCAGGUUCACUUCUCCCAACGCCCUCCCCAUGAUUAGCUUCAUGCAGCGGACUCUGACAGAGAUGUACGCCCUGGACACCGGCGUCUCCUACCAGCAUGCCUUCAUCUACAUCCGCCAGCUCGCUAUUCACCUUCGCAGUGCCAUGACGGUGAAGAAGAAGGAAAAUUACCAGUCCGUUUACAACUGGCAGUACAUCCACUGCCUGUACUUCUGGUGCCGCGUCUUGAGUACCAUCUACCCUAGCGAUGUCAUGGAGCCUUUGAUUUACCCUCUGGCCCAGGUCAUCAUCGGCUGCAUUAAGCUGGUGCCCACGGCUCGUUUCUACCCCUUGCGCAUGCACUGCGUUCGGGCUCUCACCCUGUUGUCGGAGAACACUCGGACGUUCAUUCCCGUUCUGCCCUUCAUCUUGGAGAUUUUCCAGCAGGUGGACUUCAACAAGAAACCGGGCCGCAUGAGUUCCAAACCCAUUAACUUUGCGGUCAUCUUGAAGCUCUCCAAUGCCAACUUGCAGGAGAAGUCCUUCCGGGAUGGCCUUAUUGAGCAGCUGUAUGACCUCACCCUGGAGUAUCUCCACACCCAAGCUUACGUGAUUGGUUUUCCCGAGCUAGCUCUCCCGGCCAUUCUCCAGCUCAAGGCUUUCCUGAAAGAGUGCAAGGUCGCCAACUACUGCAAGACCGUCCGUCAGCUCUUGGAGAAGCUGCAGGAGAACUCUGCCUACAUUACCAGCAAGCGCCAGAAAGCCAGCUUUGGUGUGGCCAACCGGGAGGCUGUGCUAGAAGAACUGAACUUCCCUGAGAUCAAGCGGAAGAAACCAGGCGAGCAAAAAGAGGAUGACAAGAAGGAGUUCAAGGACCUCUUCGAGCUGGACAGUGACUCGGACGAGGAGGAGGCCGGCAGCUUCUCUGUCAAAGAGAAAUCAAAGGUCAAGGAAUCGGAGGGCAGCCUAGAUAGCAGCAGCGAGGAAGAGGAUGAGGAAGGCCAGUAUGAAGUGGAGGAUGACGGCGAAGAGGAGGAGGAGGAGGAGGAAGACUCGAGUGAUUCAGACGGGGGAGGCGACAGGCCACAGCGGAGGGAGCACAAGGGUGCCAGGAAACAUCUGUCUCGGGCAGAGCUGCAGCAGCUGGCACAGGGACCCGAGGACGUUGUGGAAGACCUGGACUUCUCCGACGAGGAGGCAGCCGACUGACAGCCGGGGACGAGAGACAGCUGGGCUGGCUGAUUCCUGACGGGGGUGGUGGGAG